Messenger RNA from Talaromyces proteolyticus, 1408 nucleotides. Its product is annotated as dipeptidyl aminopeptidase/acylaminoacyl peptidase. NCBI's taxonomy places the organism in Eukaryota, Fungi, Ascomycota, Eurotiomycetes, Eurotiales, Trichocomaceae. The record is from RefSeq and is a predicted model, not a curated record. The transcript is spliced from 2 exons. The coding region runs from base 98 to 1408 and encodes 436 amino acids.
CUGGAACUCUCAAUUGACAUCUUGCGCGGAGGGGAUAAUUUUACCAUCAUUUUUAUUGAGAAUAAAGAUCGGGAUCAGCAUUCUAUAAUUUAGAAUAAUGAAGCUUCUGAGUAAAGUCUUUCUCCAUUUGGUUGGUCUGUAUAUAGGAGCCACAGCUACAACAUGCAGUCCAUCUAACACAACGACCAUGGUGCAAUUGAGUUGUGAUGAAGGCUUCCAUUUCGAAAUUCUUCGAAGCUUGGCUACUGCAUCCUCCGGUGGUUCAGACAUCGGCGAAGUGCUGACGGCUGCUUACAAAAUAACACCUGGAGAUUUCGAAAGCUACACGGCCGCUUACACUGAAUUAGCUGAUCAUGUUCUGGCACAAGGAAAAGCUCUCGAUGCUCGCAAAUACCCGGUCUCUGUUCGUGAUACAAUGUUCCGAGCGGCAAUGUACUAUCAGUCCGCCGAUUUCUACCUUCACGGAAACCAGUCGGAUCCCCGAAUUCUGUCGCUCUGGGAAAAGCUUCAGGGUGCAUUCAACGUCAGCUUGUCCCUGCUCCCAGUUCCCGGUAGACGAGUCAACAUUCAAGCUGACGGCUUCUACGUGCCAUGUAUCUACUACAAAGCUGCGGCCGAUAAUACUCCUCGUCCAACACUAGUCAUUGGUGGAGGUUACGAUGGUGGACAAGAAGAAGUAUACCAUCAAGUGGGAUACGCAGCCCUGCAGCGAGGCUGGAACGUCAUUAGCUACGAAGGACCCGGUCAGGCAAGCCCUCGCCGUUAUCAGAGUCUCUCAUUCAUUCCUGAAUGGGAGAAAGUCGUAACACCCGUCGUCGACUACAUUACAACACUUCCGGAAGUGGAUCUGGAUGCCCUGGCGUUGGUCGGUGUUUCCUUUGGUGGUUGGUUGGCUCCCCGUGCAGCAGCCUUCGAGCACCGUUUCACUGCAGUGGUCGCUCUUGAUGGUAUUUAUGACUUUGGUCCGUCAACAUUGCAGUCAUUACCGUCGGAAUUCCAGGUGGCUUUCAAAGCGGGAAAUGCUACGUUAUUCAAUGCACUCAUCAACAAAGUCCGUGAAACUCCUUCCGUUUCCUCGAAGUUCCGGUGGUCUAUCGACCAAGGGCUUUGGUCUUGGGAUACUACAUCCCCUUUUGAGUGGAUGACGGCUCUUCAGAACUACACUCUUGCGCCAGUGAUUGAUAAGAUCAAGGGACCUGUGUUUGUUGGUGAUGCGCAAAAUGACCUGUUUUUCUCGAACUCUGGGGAAGUGCUGGCGAAGCAUCUUGGGGAUCGUGCUUAUUACUAUCAAUUUAAGACGGCUUAUGGUGAUGGCUCGCAUGCUGGAGUUGGGGCUUAUUCCUUGCAGAACCAGAUUGUGAUGGAUUGGCUGAAGCAGAAAUUUCAGAGCCGUGCCUGCCAAGUUUAA